UUCAAGAGCUAUAACCUGUUAAAUAAUAAGUCAGUUUCUCGAGAAAGGUUACACGAAUUUAUAUAAUUAUGGCAUUGCACUAUAUCAGAUUUGCAAACAGGCUAGAAAAAUUACUACAACAAUCAGUUUCAAGAGGUUGCCUUCAACAUGAGGUCAGAAGAAAGAUUCACCUCCUUUCAAGAUUAAAACCCUCUGAUUGGAGGACUAUAAUAAAAGACUGGAUUGUUUUGCGAAAACAUAAAUCAGAUGGUUGGGAAAACUUUGGACCUAGGGCUGGUAAAAAACAGCCGAAAAACAACAAUGAAGCUAAAGAUGCACCAAAGGACACAUCAAAAGAGGCUCCAAAAGAAGCACCAAAAGAAGAAAUGCCGAAGGAAGAUUCUGGUUCCGCUUCGACAAAGGGAGGCUCACAACGAGAAAACCUGAGGGAUCCUAUCAAAGGAUUCUACAGAAAUCAGGGCAAGUCAACAAAGGGUGGUGACAACAAAUUACCAAUGCCUGGAUGGAACUGGAACACAGCAUUUGCCAUAGCAGGUGCCAUCGGGACUGGAGCAUGGUUGACAUACAAGAGCGUUUUUAAAGAAAUCACAUAUAAGGAACUUAUUGAAGACUAUUUAAGAUCUGGGAAGAUAGAGACAAUAAACAUUGUGGACAGGGACUAUGUGGAAGUGAGGCUCAACCCAACCGUAGGUGAAUAUAAGACUCUGUGGUUGAACAUCGGCUCUGCGGAGAUGUUUGAGCAGCACUUAAAGGAGACCCAACUCGAGAUGGGAAUGGACCCCGCAAACUUUAUUGCUGUGGGAUACAGGAAGGGAUUCAAGUGGGACAUGAUAUUCACUCUGGCUCCUGUCCUGAUUUUACUGUAUAUUGUAUAUACGGCUUCACGUCGCGGCAUGGGCGCAGGUGGAUCCAACCCAUUCUCAACCUUUGGGAAAUCAAAAGCAAAAAUAGUGCAGAAAAAUCUGGAUGUCAAAUUUAAGGAUGUUGCGGGAUGCGAGGAGGCCAAAAUAGAAAUCAUGGAGUUUGUAAACUUUCUCAAAAAUCCCCAGCAAUACAUAGACCUUGGUGCAAAGAUCCCCAAAGGGGCCCUUCUGAACGGCCCGCCUGGUACUGGUAAAACCCUUCUUGCCAAGGCAACCGCUGGGGAGGCUGGGGUACCGUUCAUCGCAACAUCAGGCUCAGAAUUUGUGGAGAUGUACGUUGGAGUGGGGCCCUCAAGGGUGCGAGACUUGUUCAAGACGGCGAGAGAGAACGCCCCCUGCAUCCUGUUCAUUGAUGAGCUGGACGCCAUCGGGAAGAAGAGAAGCAGGAUGAGCGGCUUUGGAGGCAACAGUGAGCGGGAGAACACACUCAACCAGAUCCUUGUGGAAAUGGAUGGUUUCCAGACGGAGUCAGGCGUGGUAGUCAUGGCCGCUACAAACAUCAUAGACACUCUGGACGAGGCACUGCUGAGGCCGGGAAGAUUCGAUAGACAGAUUUAUGUGGCCGCCCCAGACAUUAAAGGAAGGGCAUCAAUAUUUAAAGUGCAUCUCAAGAAUUUAAAAACAGAAAUAAACAAAGAUGACUUGGCAAGAAAAAUGGCUGCAUUAACUCCUGGAUUUUCAGGUGCUGAUAUCAUGAAUGUUUGUAAUGAAGCAGCGCUGAUUGCAGCUCGAGACAGCAAGAAGACAAUUGAGAUGUCUGAUUUCGACAAGGCUACAGAAAGAGUUGUAGCAGGUCUCGAGAAGAAGACUCAGAUCCUACAGCCAGCAGAGAAGAAGACAGUGGCCUACCACGAGGCUGGACAUUGUGUGGCGGGCUGGUACCUAGAGCACGCAGACCCUCUCUUGAAGGUAUCAAUCAUUCCACGCACAAACCAGGCACUUGGCUUUGCGAUGUACCUCCCCAAAGACCAAUAUUUAUUCACAAAAGAACAGCUGAUGGACAGAAUGUGCAUGACACUGGGCGGCAGGGUUUCGGAACAGAUCUUCUUCAAUAAAGUGACCACAGGGGCCCAUGACGACCUGAGAAAGGUCACACAAAGUGCCUAUGCACAGGUCACACAGUUCGGGUUCAGCGAGAAGGUUGGACAGAUCUCGUACGAGAUGCCCAGGCAGGGCGAGAUGGCGUUUGACAAGCCAUACAGCGAGGAGACUGCGCGCAUCAUUGACGAGGAAGUAAGAGACAUAGUGUCGCGGGCGUACGCGCGAACUGUGGAACUGUUGACUAAACACAAGGACGAUAUUGAAAAAGUGGCGCUCUGUCUCCUUGAACGGGAGAAAAUUGAUAAGCAGACUGUUGUGGAGUUGCUGGGUCCAAGACCAUUUUCGGAGAAAUCUUCAUAUGAAGAAUUUGUUGAGGGAACAGGCUCAUUCGAAGAAGACACUACUCUUCCCAAGGGACUGACGAGCUGGAACAAGGAAGUGCAACCCAAAGAAACUAAGGAUGCCCAAGAAGAAUCACCUAAAGUGAAAGAAAGUGCUGUGUGAUAUUAUCCUUAAUGGCGAAAACUAAACUGUUUGGUUUGAUGUAACUUGAAAUGCACUUUGAAGAAAAACAGUUUUCAAAUACUACUGACGUUUUCUGGAAACCAUUAGGCCAACACAUACCAUUUGUAUUGGCAGUUUUUACUGGAAAUGCUAUUCUUUGAUGUUAAGUUUAUGUGGGAACUGAAGAAUAGGACUUGUUGGGUUAUUUCCAUUGGCUGUAUGUCAUGUUUUAGAAAGAUAAUACCUCAAGAUAUAAAGUGUAUCAUUCUAUGGAUAACCUUGGUAUUAGAUUUUCUUUUGUUAAAUCUGUAUAGAUAAUGAGCUGAUUCUUAUGAAUUAUGUUCUGAUUAAAUGAUGAAACUCGUU
Messenger RNA from Dreissena polymorpha, 2834 nucleotides. RefSeq names its product AFG3-like protein 2. The transcript has 18 exons. The coding region runs from base 69 to 2468 and encodes 799 amino acids. Gene Ontology annotation, molecular function: zinc ion binding; ATP-dependent peptidase activity; ATP hydrolysis activity. Gene Ontology annotation, biological process: mitochondrial protein processing; protein-containing complex assembly. Gene Ontology annotation, cellular component: membrane; m-AAA complex. NCBI's taxonomy places the organism in Eukaryota, Metazoa, Mollusca, Bivalvia, Myida, Dreissenidae. The record is from RefSeq and is a predicted model, not a curated record.